Molecule: messenger RNA, 497 nt
Organism: Gloeophyllum trabeum ATCC 11539
Lineage: Eukaryota; Fungi; Basidiomycota; Agaricomycetes; Gloeophyllales; Gloeophyllaceae
Exons: 1
Coding region: 118-405 (95 amino acids)
Source: RefSeq, a predicted model, not a curated record
AUCGAAUGGGCGCGAUCCCCUCGCUAUGCCAAAACCGCAGCGAUUGACGCCAAACUCCCGUCGGCUUCAUACCUGGACCUCACGGAAAGCCUCACACGUCCUCAAGCUUCCCUCAUUAUGCAACUGCGCACCGGCCACGUCCCGCUGAAUGGCUAUCUACACCGCAUAGGCAAGGCGGAUUCACCUGACUGUCCCCACUGUCCCGGUCAUCGCGAAGACGUCCGACACGUUAUUCUCGAAUGCGACCAGUACCGACGCGCCCGCCACACCCUGCAGAAGAAGCUUCGCCGCACUGCGAUCCAUCUACCGACGCUUCUGUCCCGCCACGUCAAACCCCUGCUGAAGUAUCUACACCAAACCGGACGAUUCAAUCCAGCCUACGGUGAGAGCUUAAAGCCUAAGUGAUCAGUUUGACUACCUUUGCCUCCUAGUCAUCGCCAGUAUCAAUGCCUAAACUACCUCAACUUUAAUUGCUAUACCAAUCAUCCAAUAAUCAC